AUGGUGGUGGUGGAAGAAACCAUGGAAUGUGCACAAUUCACAGUGAGGGAUGCUGACCUCGGCCUGGGUUGUAUCAGCCUCAUGCAGUCCUGGGAGCAGAGGGGGACCAGCUCUCAGACGGGGGGAUACCUGCUCCCCACUGCCCGGCCCGCCACCUGGUUUGACCCUGUGGGAUUUGGCAACGCUCCUGCUGCGUGCUGCACAUACUCAGCGGUCUCUCAUUUUGAACUGGCACAAGGGAGCUUUCAGACGGACAUCUGCUGUUUAUAA
This is a messenger RNA of Knipowitschia caucasica, 270 nucleotides long. The record is from the annotation of a GenBank genome assembly. Lineage: Eukaryota; Metazoa; Chordata; Actinopteri; Gobiiformes; Gobiidae.